AGGUGGCUGAGCUUGGGGCCAUGGCCUGCUCCUAGGAGGACAGCCUGUGUGCUGAGUCACUGGAGGCUCUAGGGACUUACUGAUGCUGAGUCACUUGAGCUGGGCCUCAAAGGAUAGGGGAUGGGCAGCACUUCUGGAAGAGGAGCAGUCCCUGUGAAGGCUGUGAGGUCUAGGAAGCCUCGGCCGCAGGGGCAGAGUGGGGGGGGGUCUCUGAUGGCCAAGGAAAGGCCCCUCUGCCACCUUCUUCCUGUUGGAUCCUCAGGCCCCAGGGCAGUGAUAGUGCUGGGGAGGAUCUUGGACAAAGCUGGAGCCUUGGGCCUGACCCGCACAGGCCUGCCUGGCCUCUUGGUAGGUGCGAGGGUCAGUGUCAGCAGUGGGAGGGCCACUGUGGUCAGGGUGCCGAGAAGGGGCCUGGGUUGGGCUUGGAAUCCAGGGCGAGCUUCCUGGAGGAACAAGGCGAGCUGUGUUUGGCCAACCCAAGAGAAGGGGCCGAGGGAGCCCCCAACGCAGGCCUCCGUGCAGUGGCGAUGGUGGGGGGCUCCGGCACACCGUGGUCAGGGAGGUGGGCCAAGGAAGAGAAGCUGGCCGGGGAGGUAGGCACCAACAGGCUCAUUCGGAAUGUGGCCGGGAAGUCGGUGCAGACCCAGGAUCAUGAAGCUUCUGAAAUGGCGAGGCGGGCCCGCGCGCAUUCGCCUGAGGCCAGUUCGGAACGCGCGCGGCCAGGACCCAGGGACAGCGGCUGGUGGGGUCCCCCGGGGAGGCGGCCUGGCGGGGAAGGUCCCCCCUCCCUCGCUGCCUCAGGCAAAGUUUCCCGAACUCGGGCUGCCGGGGGCGCCUGCGAUUGGCUGCGGGCCCAUAGCCCGCGAGCGGAUUGGCUGUUCGGGGCUCGGGGGCUGGGCCCGAGGGGUAGAGACCGCCCCGAAGCAUUGAAAUGGGAAGCCCCCCGGAGGCUCCCGCAGACCCGAGGCUGUGCUGUGGCGCCGCGGGGCCGGGACACGGAGGGAGUGAGCCGUGCGCUCACGGAGGCCCCGGGCCGUCCGGCGCGCGUCUCCUCUUCAGCCAUGGGGUCGGCGGCGCUGGAGAUACUCGGCCUGGUGCUGUGUCUGGUGGGCUGGGUGGGCCUGAUCCUGGCGUGCGGGCUGCCCAUGUGGCAGGUAACCGCCUUCCUGGACCACAACAUCGUGACGGCGCAGACCACCUGGAAGGGGCUGUGGAUGUCGUGCGUAGUGCAGAGCACGGGGCACAUGCAGUGCAAGGUGUACGACUCGGUGUUGGCGCUGAGCACGGAGGUGCAGGCGGCGCGGGCGCUCACCGUGGGCGCCGUGCUGCUGGCGCUCGUCGCGCUCUUCGUGACCCUGGCGGGCGCGCAGUGCACCACCUGCGUGACCCCCGGCCCGGCCAAGGCGCGCGUGGCCCUCACGGGUGGCGCACUCUACGCGUUCUGCGGGCUGCUGGCGCUCGUGCCGCUCUGCUGGUUCGCCAACAUCGUGGUCCGCGAGUUCUACGACCCGACCGUGCCCAUGUCGCAGAAGUACGAGUUGGGCGCCGCACUGUACAUCGGCUGGGCCGCCUCGGCGCUGCUCAUGUGCGGCGGCGGCCUUGUGUGCUGUGGCGCCUGGGUCUGCGCUGGCCGGCCCGACUUUAGCUUCCCCGUCAAGUACUCCGCGUCGCGGCGGCCCACGACCAGCGGCGAUUAUGACAAGAAGAACUACGUCUGAUGGAGCCGGGCAUAGCAGGGCCGUGAGCCGGAGAAUUGGCCAGAGCAGCCCCUCACGGACAGCGGCCUGCACCUGCGGCAUACAAGCUCCGCAGAACUCCAAUUCUUUGCUGUGACUGGACUCUGGCCGCACUAGCGGGGCCCAGGCCCCGCCCUACCCUGCAAGGCGACCCACACUUGGGAGGACUCGCUCGGUUUCUUUUUCUGUGUGCAGUUCUGGCUGCGACGUGGGUGGGGCGCGGGUUCCCUGGGCUCUGUGGGCUCUGGACUGAAGAUCCCAUUCCCUCUCCGAUCCUUAGGGUCUUGGAUGCCGCCCACCUCUCCGUAGCUUCUGCCGAUUCCAAAGGGGUGGACAGAGUCCAGGACUCCCAGCCUGGGCUGCCGGAGGGACAUGUACAGCUGGUCUUUAAUCCAUCAGCAGGCUAGCCCCUGGAGGUGGGGGGAAAGAGACUUGGCCUGGACCCGAGACAUGGGCACCAGAUACUGGGUGUGGGACUCAGGCCCUGCCCUCCUUUGCAGCUUGGGGGGGGGUUGUUUGCUUAGUAAAUGGUUUGGAUACCC
Molecule: messenger RNA, 2278 nt
Organism: Vicugna pacos (alpaca)
Lineage: Eukaryota; Metazoa; Chordata; Mammalia; Artiodactyla; Camelidae
Gene: CLDN5
Product: claudin 5
Cellular component (GO): bicellular tight junction; membrane
Molecular function (GO): structural molecule activity
Source: RefSeq, a predicted model, not a curated record